Messenger RNA from Cicer arietinum (chickpea), 1313 nucleotides. RefSeq names its product boron transporter 1-like. The record is from RefSeq and is a predicted model, not a curated record. Lineage: Eukaryota; Viridiplantae; Streptophyta; Magnoliopsida; Fabales; Fabaceae. Gene Ontology annotation, biological process: monoatomic anion transport; monoatomic ion homeostasis; transmembrane transport. Gene Ontology annotation, molecular function: solute:inorganic anion antiporter activity. Gene Ontology annotation, cellular component: plasma membrane.
AGGAGAGUUUCUAAAUUCUACACUUUUUGUUAAGUGUUUUUGACUAUCUUUGAGUUUCAAUUGAAUAUGUAAAUCAAAAGUGCUUUUUAUUCAAUUAACUUGUUCAUUUGUCAUUCAUUACAGUAUAUUCAAAAGUUCUUAAUAAAUUCUUUGAAAUGUAAAUUAUCAUUUUUUGGAUUCGUUUAUUCAUUUUCUUCAUUAUGAGCUAUCAACAAAGGAACUACACUUUCUCCAAGCUUUUCUGUUUAAGAUAGCAUGUAAAGUUCUGGUCUCGCUGCCCAGGCGGAGUUAUAUCGAUAUUUUCACCUAUGCAACUUUAAUCGCUAUUUUACCUCUAGAGCUCUCUUGAAAACUUAAGAUCAAUAUUAAUUCCUUAGUAUUCCAAAUCUUUCAUGGAAGAAACAUUUGUUCCCUUCCGUGGGAUUAAGAAUGACUUUAAAGCAAGAAUUAUGUGCUACAGACAAGAUUGGACCAGCGGAUUCCGAGCCAGUGCAAGGAUCCUUGCACCAACUUUAUACAUAUUUUUUGCUUCAGCAAUUCCUGUUAUUUCUUUUGGGGAGCAACUGGAGAGAAACACCGAUGGAACUCUCACUGCUGUGCAGACUCUUGCAUCGACAGCACUAUGUGGUAUUGUACACUCAAUUAUUGGAGGCCAACCUCUCCUCAUACUGGGUGUAGCUGAGCCAACGGUUCUAAUGUAUACAUGUACAACUUUGCUAAGGAUCGAAAGGAUUUGGGACACGGACUAUUCCUACCUUGGACUGGAUGGGUGUGUGUUUGGACUGCCCUGUUGCUCUUCUUGCUCGCUGUUCUCGGUGCGUGCUCCAUAAUCAACAGAUUAACACGCCUUACCGGUGAACUAUUUGGUCUGCUAAUUGCAAUGCUCUUUAUGCAGCAGGCUAUUAAUGUUAGUAUGCAUCAACAAUGUAACAUUGGUAAUCUGUAACUUCUGUUAACAGUUACCUAAAAUGUGAAACUAUAAUGUUUAAUAAGAAGGUUAAUAAUCUGCAUUUUAAAGGGACUCGUGGAAGAGUUUAGUGUACCAAAGAGCCAGACAGAAGGUAUCAAUCAGAAUGCACUCCAAUCCUCUUGGCUGUUUGGCAAUGGAAUGUUUGUGUUAGUUUUGUCAUUUGGCCUUCUUUUUACUGGACUAGGAAGCCGUAAGGCUAGAUCUUGGUGUUACGGGACAGGUACUGGCUAUGCUUCUGAAUUAUAACAAAAAAAAAUUGUAGUGAAUUUUGAUUCUCAUUACAGGAUGGACUGCAAGUUUAAGGUGACUUUAGUUAAAUCAAUUUCAUAUUUUCAUGUCCUAA